Cylicocyclus nassatus is the source of this 357-nucleotide messenger RNA. The record is from the annotation of a GenBank genome assembly. Lineage: Eukaryota; Metazoa; Nematoda; Chromadorea; Rhabditida; Strongylidae.
UUUCCAGAUCAAACACUCGUAAAAAUGAGCGCUGUGGAGGAAAGAACCGCUGAGAAGAGGCCCAUGAACGACAAGGAUGACAGCAACGAGUCCGCAAAAGGAAAGAAAGAACCCCGACUUGAAAAUGGCAAAACCGAUGAUGACGUCCAAGUGAUCAAGGAGAAGAAGGCUAAACAAAUUGAAAAUGUCGAAGGUGACGAGGAGGAUGAUGAUGAAGAUGUAGAUGAUGAAGAGGUGCAUGACGAGUCUUCAGAAGGAGAAGGUGAUGCUUCAGAAGGUGAAGGUGAUGACGAUGAGGGAGACUCAGGCGAGGAAGAGGACGGAGAUGACGCCGAAGGCGGCGAGGAGAGUGAUUGA